Molecule: messenger RNA, 2298 nt
Organism: Salvia miltiorrhiza (redroot sage)
Lineage: Eukaryota; Viridiplantae; Streptophyta; Magnoliopsida; Lamiales; Lamiaceae
Product: U-box domain-containing protein 38-like
Exons: 1
Coding region: 418-2007 (529 amino acids)
Biological process (GO): protein ubiquitination
Cellular component (GO): nucleus; cytoplasm
Molecular function (GO): ubiquitin-protein transferase activity; protein binding
Source: RefSeq, a predicted model, not a curated record
UGAAUUAAAAAUUGAAUAAAACCUAGAGCAGCUGGAUUUAAGCAUAGUCCGAGCAAAGAAGUUGUUCAAUGAUAGUAUUUCAUUUUAUAUUUCCCUUUGAAGAAAGAUGAUGACUCAUUCUUCAAACAGUCUUCCAUAAGUAUAACAUAAUUAACAGUAUCAUAAUUAGCGCACAUCGUGAAACGGCAUUUCCUCUCUUCUCUCAUCAUCUCCAUCAACAACAACAACAUCACCAUUUUCUCUCUCAUCCGCACGCACGCAGACUUAGUCCACCCAGAUUCUCCCUUCCCCCUAAAAAUCCAAUCUUUACCAAAACCCCCCCACCAUUAAUAAAAAGCUGCUCCGAAUCACAUGAAUCUCUUCAACCCUAAGCCGCUUUUCCCCUAACCCCCCCAAUCUCCAAGAUUCGCACCCAAAAUGGGCGGAAAUGGCAAGUUCCGCCGCUGGAGAAUCUCGUUCCACAGAUCUCCGGCCACCGCCAACAAGGACCCGCCGCAGGAAUUCCUCUGCCCAAUCUCCAACUCCUUGAUGUUUGACCCCGCCAUCGUCUCCUCCGGCCAGACAUUCGAGCGCGCGUGCGUCGACGUCUGCACAGCUCUGAGCUUCGCCCCCACUCUCGCCGACGGCUCCAAGCCCGAUUUCUCAACGGUCAUCCCCAAUUUAGCUCUCAAAACUGCUAUUCUCAGCUGGUGCUCUAAGACCGGGUCGGGCCGCCCGUCCCCGCCCGUCCAUUCGGAAAUCGAGUCGACCAUUCGCUCCCUCUCGGCCUCCACCGGAACCCUAGAAAGCCCCAAAAUUCUGGUGUCGGAGAAGGAAUUGCUGAAAGGCGUCGCCGAAACCCCUCCGAUUUUGUUCUCCCACGCCGCGACGGAACUGAAUUCUAGGGAUUUGAACUUGUCUUCGAGCUCAGAGGAAUCGGUGAUCGCCAAUGCCACGCCGCUUCUCCCCUUCGCGACGCGGCCGUCGUGCUUCUCGUACUCGUCCUCGCCCUCCACCUCGUCGGAAUUCGUCGCGGAGGAAGGAUCUACUAACGCCGCAUCGAUAAAUUCGUCGUCGGAGGAUGAGAAUUUCAUCACGAAGAUGAGAAGUCUGGACGUUUACGAGCAGGAGCAAGCCGUGAUUCAGCUGAGGAAGACGACGCGGACGAGCGAAGAAGCCCGCGCCACCCUCUGCUCGGAGCGGCUGCUUCUGGCGCUGAAGCAGCUGCUGAGCUCGCGCUACUCCGCCCUGCAGACUAACGCCGCGGCGGCGAUGGUCAAUCUCUCACUCGAGAAGGGGAAUAAGGUGAAGAUCGUGAGGGCCGGGGCGGUUCCGCCGCUGAUCGACAUCCUGAAGAGCGGCUACGACGAGUCGCGGGAGCACGCCGCCGGCGCGAUCUUCAGCCUCGCGCUCGAGGACGACAACAAGACCGCCAUCGGCGUGCUCGGCGCGCUGCCGCCGCUGCUACACGAGCUGAGAUCCGGCACGCGGCGGAGCCGCCACGACGCCGCGCUGGCGCUGUACCACCUCACACUGGUUCAGAGCAAUCGAGCGAAGGUGAUCCGACUCGGCGCCGCGGCGGCGCUGCUGGGGCUGCUGAAGGACCGUGACGUGGCGGCGCGUGUGGUGCUGACCGUGUGCAACCUGGCAACGUGCGACGAGGGGCGCGCGGCGCUGCUGGACGCCAAUGCUGUGGAUUGCCUCGUAGGGUUGUUGAGGAACCGGGCCGAGUUGAGCUCCGAGUCGACUCGGGAGAACUGUGUCGCCGCCUUGCACUCGCUGAGCGACCGGAGCUUGAGGUUCAAGGGGCUGGCUAGGGACGCCGGGGCAGAGGAAGUGCUGCUCGACGUUGUGAAGGCAGACAGCGAGCGGGCAAGGGAGAAGGCAAGGCGGAUUCUGGAAGGGCUGAGAGGGCCGGAGGCGGCGGAGGACGGGGAGGUGGAUUGGGAGGCUGUAAUGAAAGGUGGGGUAACUCAGGCGAGGCACCGAGUUGGGAAGAGUUCGGGGCGGAACUCGACUGAGUUCUGAGUUGGGAUGGGUAUUUAACUAUUUAUUGUGUAAUUAAAUCAAUAUUUGGUGGUGAUUAAUUUUGGUGGAAUAUGUCAAUAUUGAUGGUUCCCUUUUUUUUUUUUUUUUUCACUUUAAGGUGUUUUAAUAAUCUUUAUUUUGAGGAUUAGAGCCUAACAUCUUUUGUUUCUUGUUUCUUUAAGAAGAAAUAAUUGCUCGAACUUUGAGAUUAGGAUAGUGAUACUUAGCUUUUGGUAUUUAUCUGUAUAUAUAAUUUGGUGUUUUAUAUAGUUGAAGAUUGUGGACUUUCUA